AUGUCCUCGAAUCCACCAUCGGCCACGCCGCCGAAGCCGAUCGACCCCGAGUGGGCCGCGGAGAGCAACACGCCCAUGAUCCUGGGCGUUACUGGGGGAUUUCAUGCGCUUGCUCUCCUUUUUGUCGCCCUUCGAGUGUAUACCCGGAUGUUCGUUGUCAAGCUCAUGGGGAGAGAUGACUAUGUUGUCGUAGCUUCUAUGCUGUGUGCCGUUGCAGGCAUGACGAUCUUUUCGGUACAAUCCUUCCAUGGUCUGGGGAAACACACCAUCACUAUUGCCGCGGAAGACAUGCUCAUCAUGAGGAAAUCGAGCUUCUUUCAAUCUAUCAUCUCCUCGAUUGCGGGUCUGGCUCUCCUGAAAGUCUCGAUUGGUCUCUCGCUACUUCGACUGAGUCGUAGUGUUUGGUACUCUCGCUCCUUGUGGGCAUUGAUUGUAUUUGUCUCAGCCUACAGCAUCAUGGCAUGGAUGACUUUCUUCUUCUAUUGUCAGCCUCUUGAGGGAUACUGGAACAAAGCCAUUCAGCCGAAAUGUUACCCAAUCACGCUCUUCAUUAAGUUUGGGCUUAUUAACACAGCUUUCAAUAUCUUCACUGAUGUCUGCUUCGCAACGCUGCCGGUGACGAUCAUCUGGACUCUUCAGAUGAAACUUCGAACAAGAAUCUAUUUGGUUGUUGUACUGAGUCUUGGAUACUUUGCUGUUGCGAUGGGAGUUAUCAAAUCAAUCUACCAGAUUGCCUAUGGAAAAGACCAAGACAAGACCUUCUAUCAAAGCAUUCAAUUCUGGGAGUUCCUCCAGCUCAACCUCGGCAUCAUCGCCGCCUGUGCCCCGUCCCUGAAGCCUCUAGUCGGCCACGCCCUCAAGAUUUCAUCGAGCGACCGUUAUCAUGGAGAACUGUACGAGAACCGGCGACCGACAGGAACCAAUUCAUCGAUGCGGCGACGCGGAUACAGAGAACAAAACAGUCAGGCGGAAUAUGAGUUGCAGGACCGCCCUUUUGCUGGAUCCCCGGAUGCUCAUAAAGCUGCCGUCGGUAACAUUCAUGACACUGUCUACGAGAAGCAUGGUGGAAGGGGGUCCGGGUCCGGCAGUGAAGAGAUGAUUCUGAGAGAGGAUAAGAGUAACGCAGGAAUUAUGAGAACAACGGAAAUCACAGUUCAGCGAUGA
Molecule: messenger RNA, 1164 nt
Organism: Colletotrichum gloeosporioides
Lineage: Eukaryota; Fungi; Ascomycota; Sordariomycetes; Glomerellales; Glomerellaceae
Exons: 6
Coding region: 1-1164 (387 amino acids)
Source: RefSeq, a predicted model, not a curated record